GUCACGUGACUGAGGCAAGCCCGGGUAAUUCAAAAAAAUUAUAAAUCUAACUAAUUGUAAACAAAUGGCCCCUUUAAAGUUUCGGAAGAUUGCAGUAUUGGGGUAUAGAUCAGUCGGAAAGUCAUCGCUAACAAUCCAAUUUGUAGAAGGACAAUUCAUCGAAUGCUAUGACCCUACAAUUGAGAAUACUUUUAAUAAAACCAUAAAUUUUGAUGGACAAGACUUCUAUCUGCAACUGGUGGAUACUGCUGGACAGGAUGAGUAUUCUAUGUUCAGCCGGUCCCACACUGUGGAUGUUCAUGGCUAUGUUUUGGUUUACUCUGUAACGUCAAUGAAAAGUUUUGAAGUGAUUAAGGUGAUUCGCAGUAAACUACUAGAUAUGGUGGGAAAGAUCCACCGGCCAUCAUCUCCACAUUAUGCUCCACCUCUUGAACCUCCCUGUUUUUGCCAGAUGUGCAGAAUACCAACAGUGCUGGUUGCAAACAAGAGGGAUCUUUCUAAACAAAGGGUGGUGCAGACUGAAGAGGGGAAGAAGCUUGCAGAUUCCUGGGGGGCUGCUUUCUUGGAAUCCUCAGCAAAACAGAAUGAUACUACAGUACAAAUCUUCAAAAUGAUGAUCCAAGAAAUUGAAAAAGCUGAUGGAUGUACACAAGACAAGAAAUGUGAUAUGAUGUAGCGUGGUUUGUGGAAAUGACGUUUCUCUGGAUAGCCAAGAAGAUGGGCACCUAUGAAUUUGUUUUCAAACCUAACCAUUUGGCAAAUGGUUAUCCUAUAGUCAAAUUGCUAGCACAGAGGUCUACUACAACCGUUUUGCACUAAUCAACUUAUUGUUACAUUAGUACUAUCUUGGUUAUUUGUGCCUUCUUUUAUAGUUUGUAAUAGUCUUAACAUCAAUAUAGGUUCCAAAAGAUGAGAUGAAAGGAGGGAAACGUACCAAUUUUGCUCUGCAGAAAUACUUAUGAAACAAUCUUAUUUGGGAAUGUAUUUAUCA
Molecule: messenger RNA, 991 nt
Organism: Stegostoma tigrinum
Lineage: Eukaryota; Metazoa; Chordata; Chondrichthyes; Orectolobiformes; Stegostomatidae
Product: GTP-binding protein Rheb-like
Exons: 9
Coding region: 65-676 (203 amino acids)
Biological process (GO): small GTPase-mediated signal transduction
Cellular component (GO): plasma membrane
Molecular function (GO): GTP binding; GTPase activity; GDP binding
Source: RefSeq, a predicted model, not a curated record